This is a messenger RNA of Hibiscus syriacus, 835 nucleotides long. RefSeq names its product zinc finger protein ZAT5-like. The record is from RefSeq and is a predicted model, not a curated record. NCBI's taxonomy places the organism in Eukaryota, Viridiplantae, Streptophyta, Magnoliopsida, Malvales, Malvaceae. The transcript has a single exon. Bases 83 to 799 code for a protein of 238 amino acids.
UGGAGAUACAAAUACAUUACUGGCAAAGCCAAUUCCAGGAUAACUGUUCAAAGGGUAUCGAUAUUAUAUAUAAUUAGAGAAGAUGAUGGAGGAAGUUGUCCUUUGUAAAGAUGAUCAGUUGCAGAUAAUCAAAGGGAAGCGAACAAAGCGUCCAAGGAUAGCUACUAGCACGACAUGCUCUAGUGGCGGUGAAAUCAGGAGAAGUAAUGUUUUUUCGAGGGAGUUUGAUGGAGCUUCUGGUUCAACAACGACAUCUGUUGAACUUGAAACACAUGAUAACACUGCUGAAGAAGAAGAAGAUGAAGAAAACAUGGCUUAUUGUUUAAUGCUUCUGUCUCAAGGUCAAACGAGGAAACCAUCGGAACCGGUUUCUUCGUAUGUUCAUCAGUGCAAGACGUGUAAUCGGUGCUUCCCUUCGUUCCAGGCUCUUGGUGGACAUAGAGCCAGCCACAAGAAACCCAAGGUUCAUCAUGAAGAGUUUUCGAAAGAAGAUGAUAACAUGAACACAACCCUUUCGCUUCGUGUAACGAACAAGAAAUCCAGAGUUCAUGAGUGUUCCAUAUGUGGCGCGGAGUUCUCUUCCGGUCAAGCUCUCGGCGGUCACAUGAGGAGGCAUAGGACAUCUACAAAUGCCCCAACAAGAAGCAGUGCCGGAACAGAUGAUAUGUUGUCCAAUAAACCAAGAACUGUUCUGCAAUUGGAUCUUAAUCUUCCAGCCCCAGAAGACGAUCAUCAAUUUGCUUCCAAGGAAAAACUACUGGUCUUUUCUGCAUCUUCUUUGGUUGAUUGCCAUUACUAGAAAUUGUUAACUUUUACCUGUUUUUCUCACUAAUAU